CCUUAGAAAGAAAAAGAGAAUACAUACACGGACAAGGAAAAAAAAAACAAAAAGGAAAAAACUGGAAAAAACCAAAACCAAAACUUGAGAGAAAGAAAAGGAAAACACAACACACACAGCCACAAACCAAAAAUGGUAGAAAGAAACAAAAAGAAAAAGAAAAGGGUCGAAGUGGUGAGGUUUUCGUUCGAGUUUUCAGACGUCUUGCGUGCUUGUUUUAAUUAGAUCAUUAUACAGAGAAAGCCUGACAGGAAUAGCUUCUGAAUGGUUUAUUGACCAAGUAUUUCCCGUUGGCACAUGUGGGAUGACAUGGCUCAGAAUUUCGUUCAACAAUUUCAAUAUAACAUCGAGAUAGUACCAGAUCGCAUUACGCUUGCCAACAUGAGAAAAAAGAUGACUGAAAAUUUUCAAGAAUAUGUUGUCAGAUGGAGAGAGCAGGCUUCAAGAGUCAGACCAUCGAUAAAGGAAUUUGAAAUGAUCGAUAUCUUUUUGCAAGCACAAGAACAUAAUUAUUUCCAUCAUUUACUUUCUACUAUUGGAAGAACAUUUGCUGAAGUUAUUAAAGUUGGAGAGAUGGUAGAGAAUGGAAUAAAAUCUGGAAAGAUCAUCAGCCAAGCCUCUUUGAAAGCAACAACACAGGAAAUUCAAAGUGGUUCAAGAAGCUUUAGUGGAAACAAAAGAAAAGAGGAUGUAGCAACUGUUGUGCCAGGUACACGACAAAAUUGGAGCGGUGCGCAUCAACCAUACGCACAAAAUCCAUUAUGUUUCAUUUCAUCCCCUCAGUAUCCUAGUUGUAAUGCACAUCCAUAUGUCCGAACCCUUUCUUACCCACAAUGGCGUGCACCAACCCCUCAGAAUCAUCUUCUAAUUUCAGUAACAUACCCAAGCCCCUCUAGAUUCGAUUUUCGCUCGAAGUCAAACAAUGAAAAGAAACAGAAGCUAAGGGAUAAUUUCACACCAAUUGGAGAAUCAUAUACUAGAUUAUUCCAGAAAUUGAGACAAAAGGACAUGAUCACUUCUCUUCUUGGGUACACCCCUGAUCCAUAUUCAAGGAAUUUUGAUCCUAAUGUACGAUGUGUAUAUCAUUUUGAUGUUCAGGAUCAUAGUACUGAAGAUUUUCGGGCAUUAAAAAGAGAAAUAGAAAGAAUGAUUCAAGAUAAAUUAAUUAUAGUGUAGGACAUUGAUAGUGGUGAAGGAUCUAGUCAUGCUGAAGUGGGAACUGAAGAAGAUGUGAAUCUCAACAAUUGAGAAGUCACUCCCCUCCGUCCUAGAAAGAAUUGUGAAAGUUUAUUUUGUUUUUCUUUCUGAUAUCCGAAUAAUUUAAAGAUUGUAGUUCGGAGUCUAUCUUGUUUUUUCUAUAUGUCAUUUAUGUUGAAACUUGGUCAUCUUUUCUUUAACAAAAUGUAGUAUCCCUUUUAUUCAUUUAUUGUAUUUUAUUUUAUUUUAUUUAACUUUAUUUUAAUAUAUAUAUUAUUUGUUCG
Capsicum annuum is the source of this 1481-nucleotide messenger RNA. RefSeq lists its product as uncharacterized. Bases 298 to 1176 code for a protein of 292 amino acids. Lineage: Eukaryota; Viridiplantae; Streptophyta; Magnoliopsida; Solanales; Solanaceae. The transcript has 2 exons. The record is from RefSeq and is a predicted model, not a curated record.